Molecule: messenger RNA, 2382 nt
Organism: Malurus melanocephalus (red-backed fairy wren)
Lineage: Eukaryota; Metazoa; Chordata; Aves; Passeriformes; Maluridae
Gene: DIPK2B
Product: divergent protein kinase domain 2B
Exons: 5
Coding region: 153-1445 (430 amino acids)
Source: RefSeq, a predicted model, not a curated record
CCAGCUGCAGGAUGGGGACUGCAGCAGUGUCUCCUGCACCCAGAGUGUGUUGCUGUGUUUCAGGGCUCACCACUGCAGGCUGAAGCAAUCAAAAAGAGGCUGAAAUCCUAGAGACGGACAACUUGAAAAAGCAGAGCUCUUCGCUACUGUAGAUGGGGCACUGGAUAUGCUGUCUUUGGUCCAGAGUUGCAGAUCCAUUGAUGCUGCUCCUGGUUUUGGCUCUGAGCUGUAACCCCUCCACAGCAGCAACAGCUUCUCCGUCUGUGCCCCACGUCAAACCCAGCUACAGCUUUGGCCGGACGUUCCUGGGACUUGAUAAAUGCAACGCCUGCAUUGGGACAUCCAUAUGCAAGAAGUUCUUUAAAGAGGAAAUAAGGUUUGACACCUGGCUUUCUUCUCAUUUAAAGCUGCCCCCCAGCUCCCUGCUCAGYUACUCGGGCAACUACACGGACGAUGCCAAGAGCUGGCGGCUGGUGGACAUCACCCGGCUGACCUCCAAGUACCAGCACGACCGGGCCGACAAGCGCAUCUGCACCUCGCUGCUCAAGACCAAGACGUGCAGCCUGGAGCGCGCCCUGCGCCGCACCCAGCGCUUCCAGAAGUGGCUGCGGGCCAAGCGCCUCACCCCCGACCUGGUCCAGGGCCUGUCCAGCCCGAUGCUGCGCUGCCCAUCCCAGCGCCUCCUGGACAGGAUCGUGCGGCGCUACGCGGAGGUGCCGGAUGCCGGCAGCAUCUACAUGGAUCACCUGACGGACCGGGACAAGCUGCGCCUGCUCUACACCCUGGCAGUGAACUCACACCCCAUCCUGCUGCAGAUCUUCCCUGAUGUGGAGGGCUGGCCCUUCCCGCGCUACCUGGGCUCCUGUGGGCGCCUGGUGGUCAGCGCCAGCACCCGGCCCCUGCGCGACUUCUACGGCGCGGCGCCCGAGGUGGCCGCGGACCUGGCCCUGCAGCUGCUGGCCGUGCUGCGCUCCAUGGGCUCCAACGACCUCAACUACUUCUUCUACUUCACCCACGUGGACGCUGGCACCUUCGGCGUGUUCAGCAACGGGCAUCUGUUCAUCCGGGAUGCCAGCACGCUGGGCAUCAUCGACAAGGAGGAAGGGAGCCAGCUGAUCGAUGGCCAGCAGGAGUAUAAGGACAUAUUCAGCUGCCUGACCGUGGACUGCCAGUCUGCGUUUGUGUCCUGUGACUCCAUCAGCGAGAAGCACAGCCUGGUCAUGGUGUGCCAAGAGCUUCUGCCGCAGCUCCUGGUGGGGAAAUUCCCACCCCCUGUGCAGGAGAAGAUCGAUGCCUUCCUGCAGCGCUGUGCCCACGGGCUGGGYGAGGAGAGCGGGGUCAGCGAGGCCAUGGCGGAGCUGGCGGCCAUCCUGAGACCUCUGCGCUCCUGCGACUCCCGCUUYGCCUACCGCUACCCCGACUGCAGAUACAGCGACAAAUACUGACACAGCAGCCCUGGCAAGGACUGGGCCAGGGUCACCCCCCUCCCACUGCGGGAAGGGAGAAGGAACCAACUGGAAAGAGCUGCCCCAAAUCCGGAGYGUUCUCGGUGUAGGAGGAGGGAGCAGAGUGCACAUGGGAUUUAUUAUUCAUCUCCCAGAGAUGCAUUUGUUAGAUGGGAUAUAGACAUGAUGUAGGGUUUAUGGAUUAUUAGCACUGUCAUGAGUGACAAGGGGCCGUAGGGUUAAUAAAUCUCACUCAUGUUUUGGCCUUGGAAGAGUUUCCCAUGCUGUUUGAUGAAAAGCAAGACAGGAUGCUCACAACCAGCUAGAUAAAGGAUCCUUACUGCCAAGAAAAGCCUUUCUGAUGGGMAUGAUGUAUACAGAAUGUGGGAUGGAUGGAUGGAAGCAUUUAAGACUCUCCCUGUGGCUAUUUUUAAGGUGCUAAAAAUCAUAGAUAAACUGAACCGAAUCAGUUCUGUACCAGCACCCAUCACUUUUAUAAAAUAUUUAAAUUUUAUUACUUUUAUGGCACACAGAACAGAAAGACACUAUCAACAGCAUUAAAAAGCUGAAAGGUUCYAUGUCUCUUGAAACUUAAUUUCUCUAAUCUCCAGAUAUAAUUGUUUCUAGUCUUUCCCAAGUCARUGGACACUAACACAGGGGUUUGGUUUAAGAUAAGAAAAAACCCCAGCUCUGGGACAGGAUUUUUCAGCAGAUAUUUUCACAUUUUCUCUAUGAAGUGGAGUAACCAUWUUCACAAAAUCAUUCAGAUGGGAAAAUUACCUUAAGAGGAGAAGGCAGAGGAUGAGACAUUAAUUUACACAGACCCUGACUAGACCUGUUGAACACUCAGUACUCCAGUGUAGAUGCUGGGGCACCCCUCAAAAGCUGGGGAGAUCUGAGYUCUGGCCACAGGUACAGCCAUCCUCAUCCAUUUUUC